AUGGAGCGGCCGUGGGUGCCCCUCGCCCUGCUGGGGCUGGGGCUUGGUCUAUGCUGGGCGGCGGUGCCCCAGCCUGGACACCACCUCGUCUACUGGAACAGCUCCAAUCCCCGGUUACAGUGGAGUGACUACACGGUGGUGGUUCGCAUCAAUGAGUACCUGGACAUCAUCUGCCCGCACUACGAGGAGGGGAGCGUGGACCCCCGGGUCAUGGAACGCUACACCCUCUACCUGGUGGAGCUGGAGGAGUACCAGGCCUGCAAGCCACGCUCCAAGGACCAGAUCCGUUGGGAGUGCAACAAACCCAGUGCCCUGCACGGCCCCGAGAAGUUCUCGGAGAAGUUCCAGCGCUUCACCCCCUUCACGCUGGGCAAGGAGUUCGAGGAGGGGCGCAGCUACUACUACAUCUCCAAGCCCAUUCACCACCACGGGGAAGCGUGCCUGAAGCUGAAGGUGACAGUGGCUGGCAAAGGCACUCAGGCACCGCCUGUCCCGGCCUCUACCCAGAAGGGGAAGAUCCAGGCAGAUGAUGCAGCUGCACACGUGCUGAGGAGCGUGGGGCAGAACUCAGCGAUGCGAGGCAGCAGCCCCUUCACCUUCAUCAGCCUCCUCCUGCCCCUCCUGGUGCCACAGGGGCUGUGA
Molecule: messenger RNA, 642 nt
Organism: Indicator indicator
Lineage: Eukaryota; Metazoa; Chordata; Aves; Piciformes; Indicatoridae
Product: ephrin-A1-like
Exons: 5
Coding region: 1-642 (213 amino acids)
Biological process (GO): axon guidance; ephrin receptor signaling pathway
Cellular component (GO): plasma membrane
Molecular function (GO): ephrin receptor binding
Source: RefSeq, a predicted model, not a curated record